Carlito syrichta (Philippine tarsier) is the source of this 1787-nucleotide messenger RNA. RefSeq names its product serine and arginine rich splicing factor 6 (gene SRSF6). Gene Ontology annotation, biological process: alternative mRNA splicing, via spliceosome; mRNA splice site recognition. Gene Ontology annotation, molecular function: mRNA binding. Gene Ontology annotation, cellular component: cytoplasm; ribonucleoprotein complex; nucleus. The coding region runs from base 190 to 1101 and encodes 303 amino acids. The record is from RefSeq and is a predicted model, not a curated record. Lineage: Eukaryota; Metazoa; Chordata; Mammalia; Primates; Tarsiidae. The transcript is spliced from 5 exons.
CCGCCCCCGCCAGCCGCCCAUAUAGUGUAGCCCUGGCGCGCGCGCGCACCAUUGUGUGGCUGGACUCGGCCGCCGCUGCGGUGUGAGGUGCGUGUUCGAGUUCUCGCCGUCCCCGCACCCGCACCGCGGCCACUGUUUUGCGGUCCGUAGUUCGACAGCCAGGCCUUGGGCCCCCAGCCCGCCACGGACAUGCCGCGCGUCUACAUAGGACGCUUGAGCUACAACGUCCGGGAGAAGGACAUCCAGCGCUUUUUUAGCGGCUAUGGCCGCCUCCUCGAAGUAGACCUCAAAAAUGGGUUGUUCCCUUCAUGUGAUAAAGGUGGUGGAGGUGGAUACAGCAGUCGGAGAACCUCUGGGAGAGACAAAUAUGGACCACCUGUUCGUACAGAAUACAGGCUUAUUGUAGAAAAUCUUUCUAGUCGUUGCAGUUGGCAAGAUUUAAAGGACUUUAUGCGACAAGCAGGUGAAGUAACCUAUGCGGAUGCUCACAAGGAACGUACAAAUGAGGGUGUAAUUGAGUUUCGCUCCUACUCUGACAUGAAGCGUGCUUUGGACAAAUUGGAUGGUACAGAAAUAAAUGGCAGAAAUAUUAGGCUUAUUGAAGAUAAGCCACGCACAAGCCAUAGGCGAUCUUAUUCUGGAAGCAGAUCUAGGUCUCGAUCUAGAAGAAGGUCACGAAGUAGGAGUCGCAGGAGCAGCCGCAGUAGAUCUCGAAGUAUCUCAAAAAGUCGCUCCCGAUCCAGGUCACGGAGCAAAGGUCGAUCACGUUCUCGAUCAAAAGGCAGGAAAUCGAGAUCGAAGAGUAAAUCUAAGCCCAAGUCUGAUCGGGGCUCCCGUUCACGUUCUCGAAGCAGAUCUAAGGAUGAGUAUGAGAAAUCUCGAAGCAGGUCUCGGUCUCGGUCUCGAUCCCCCAAAGAAAAUGGAAAAGGUGAUAUAAAAUCAAAAUCCAGAUCAAGGAGCAAGUCUCGUUCCAAUUCACCCCUACCUGUUCCACCCUCAAAGGCUCGUUCUGUGUCCCCCCAACCAAAAAGAGCUUCAAGAUCCCGUUCUAGAUCUCACUCAAAGUCAAGAUCAAGGUCUAGAUCGAGUUCCAGAGAUUAACCCAGAACUCUUUGUUCUUUGCACACUAUUAUGGAACACUUUCCUACUUGUUUAGGCAGUUACUCUUCCAUGUUUAUACUUGGCCUCUUCUGCAAGAGGAAUCUCCUGAAAACAGGGGCACACAGAAAUUUGAUUUGUGGCCAAAUUUGAUGAAAAAGAUGAGGUUCUAAGGAAAAGGUGGCAUGAAGUCAAAGACCCUCUCCCUUCUUUGUAGAAUUAAGAUAACUUUGAUUUUAUAGCUUUUGAGCUAAAAUAACUUUUGUAAAGAUUAAGCUCAUUUAGAUUUUUUUAAAAGUAUUUCAGCAGGAUCUGCUGCAGGGGUUUUUGUUUUAUUUGUUUGCUUAUUUUUAAAUUAACCGUUUCAAGCUUUGAAUACCUAAGGCUUUACAGGGAGAAUCCAAUUUUCAAUUAUGUUGGCUUUUUAUAAAGCUUGAGUUAUGUAAGAUUUAAAUAAAAGUUUGCUACCAAGAUGACUGCCUUAUUGAAUAGGUCACUAUUCCUUUAAAUGUUGAUAUCUGCCAUUUGUUGAAACAAUGUAAAUUCGACUUAAGUGUAAAACAAGGCAAGCCUCAGACCAGCAAUAAAUUAUUCCGUUUGGAUGAUAAUAUCUUGUGCUGUCAAUCAAAUUUGCCAGUCUUUAUCUGCCCCUUUAACAAGUUGAGUUAAAAAUUAACAGUAUUUUGUAG